Messenger RNA from Sclerotinia trifoliorum, 4822 nucleotides. The record is from the annotation of a GenBank genome assembly. NCBI's taxonomy places the organism in Eukaryota, Fungi, Ascomycota, Leotiomycetes, Helotiales, Sclerotiniaceae.
UGACUUUCUUCAUGAUUUGUUGACUUCUGACUUUCUUGAUCGGAUCGCAUAAAACCAAACAUACGGAGUACAAUAACCUUACUACUCUUAUUGCUAGAUAACUUUGGUAACUUUCCCACCUUACCACUUUCCCACCUUACUCGUACAACUUCCAAAGGAAACAUUCCACCCCCGCGUCGCUUCAUUACUACCGCCCUAGGUAUAUAUUUGGUAUCCUUCACCCUCAGCCUCAACACGAAUAGCAACCCAGACUUUCGUUGAAUGUGCCAGGCUAUCACUUACAUUUUCAUAUGCAGAUUCAUUGGCAAUAUUUCUUUGUAUAACUUUUCACUUUCACAUUGAAAUCAUUCAUCAUUCCUGCUAUACCCUCAUCUCCUUCAAGGAACCAUCUCCGUGUUAUUGGCUUUUAGGAAAUGUCCGCCAGAUUCAAGUGAGCAAACUAGAACAUCUAUUAUCCACCCCCUUCAUUCUAACUCCUUCACACGUUACUUCGGUUAAGGAUUUGGGAAAGGCACCGGAUGAUAUUUGAAGAUCGGUCGCAUCAAUUGAAUUAGACUGAGCUAAUGUGAUUUCCUAUCAUCAGGCUUCCUAAAGUGUCAUUGGGGUCCGGCAGAUAGUCAUAUCUAUCUCCAAACAAGAACUUAGAACACAAUAUCGAACAUGGCGGCUACAAGAUUUAAUCAACCUGAACUUCGCAGACCGACGAGUUCUCCGAGACCGAAAGGACGUGGUAUGUGUUAGGGCAAUUCCUGAUUGGGUUUAUUAAGGAAAGGAAAACGGAUGUUGACCAGGUUGUGCUAGAAAAUGCAAAAGAUACUUUAUGUCGAAAUGUCCUGAUAUAUGGUCAUUGCCGUUAUGAAGAUCAAGGGUGCGCUUUUAAUCAUGAUCCAAACAAGGGACUUGGAGGAGGGGUUGAUCAGUAAGUUGAUUCUAAUUUCUUCAUAUCUAAAAUAGAAAAUGGCUCUCUCCGAUUUCGAUUUCGCCGGGUGUUCGGAACCUUAAAUGGACCUUGACUUGGAUAUUUCUUCUUACUUUCUCGGACUCUCGAGAAAUAGGACUUUAUUGGUAUGGGAAUUAGAGGGCAUUGGACCUUACUUUGAUCAAGUAGACCGUGGAAUUAUAUUCAAGUGCUUGACACUAUGCGCUUCGACGACGUGUCUUUACAGGUCUUGUUCGGGAGUGAAGGAAAGACCCCUCGAAGUUGUUGAGUCGUGAAUUCAGUAUUGGGCCGGAGCCUGUCUCGGAGUUCAUAUUCGAUAUUACAAUUGAUCAAUCUCUGUUUUCAUUGUUCAAAAUUGCGUUGACACCUGGCUUUGGGUCAUGGACAUUCCUUCUGGCCACUUUUCGACCUCGUGGAUGGCUCCUACUAUACCUGGAUUUUUAUGGAGGUAUUACCUACCUAUCUCAUCUUUACUGUGGUUUAAAAUUACACCUUUUGGUCCUUCCCUAUCUAUGUACCUCUCGGGUUUUAAUGCACAACAACCUCUCUUGUACAUCAACAACAACGAAUUAGUGCAGGGAUGGAUAUACUUAAGAAACUUAACAGCGUUAAGAUCCCAAUAUUUGGCUUCACUAAGCUUGCAGAUGGCGAAGAAGACCAGCAAGAUGAGCAUUCAGAUGUCGAGGAUCAACUGGAUGAAUCUAGUUCCAUAAAAAAGAAAAAUCGCAGGAAAAAGCGAAGAUCUGGACAAAGGAGUUCGGGUUUGGAUUUACUUGACACUCCAUCACGUUUUGAGAAUGGAACAAGAUUUUCAGUCUUGGAUCCAUCCCAUCGAUUACCGAACUCAUCCAGGCUAGACACCACACCACGAAAGAAAGAGGAGCUACUGAAAAUCAGUCAAUCACAGCUACAAAGUACUACUGCAAUAGGGCGUUCUCUCAUAUCACAUGGUGGGAACACAAUGGUUGAAAGUGGUGUUGGAACCUCUCAAACUUAUAAGGACAAUGGUCAAGCAGAUAUGCCUCAAAAAGCUACUGCCGCAACAGGGUUCAGCGAAACCACGAAGAUUUUUAGGGCAAAUAGGUCUCCAUCGCUUUCAGUCCAGGUUUCAGGGAUGACUGGUACAGAAAUGGGCUCACCAUAUUCUAUUUUACGGUCCCCCCAAACCCAAGAAUUGAAGGAUACAAUGGAAUCACUUGAUUUGAACUUAUCGAAUCCCGAAAUUGCAAUAAAAGCUACUGCCGAUCCUACCGAAGAACGGCCCAUUGCUGCGAAUCCUGUGAAUUAUUCACAUCAUUCCAUCAUUUCAACUACUCCCACCGUCUCAGCUCUUUCAGAUGACCUUACCAUUCCCAUUGUAGCGGCUGAUCCCAAUGUUUUACCUCCUUCCAACAUUCCACCUAGUGCAAUUAAACCUCCAUCCAAGGAUGAUACAUCAACCAAACGACCAACCUUCAAAAUUUCAAGCACCACAACUCUUUCCUUUGCUAAAAAUGGUAGACCUGAAGUCAAUAUUGAUACCUCAAAUCAGCAACUUGGUCCCAAUCCGAAAUCGAAAGAGAGGCCACAACUAUACUCUUCACUGUUAAAAACUGACUCUGACAAUGAUAGACCCAAAAAAGCUUUGAAUGUAGAUUCGCCUUCUUUUACACCAGCAGCUUUACCCGCGUCCAACAAAGGAGCAUCAGUCAUUUCACAAGCUGCCAAUGCGGCUCCAUUUACACCUCGAGGACUUGCAAGUGGGACUGCUACACCAAACGCUCAACUCGACCCAGAAAUACCCCAAUUUAAUCCAACUCAAAGAGAUUUCACUCCACAAAACUAUGAUCUCUCUCAGAAUGUAAGCACUAAUUCGUGUAUUCCUCAAAUACUAUCUCAAUCUUGUUCUCUAAUUUUUGCAUUCAAAAAUGGCUUGAAAGUACCUUCGACGUACUGGAUUACAUACUGAUUUAAGGCAAGAUUCCUACGAAUGGUGCUACUCCCGAAGCACAAUAUGAUCCUUUCUCGAUGGGAGGCGUCUCUCAAGCAAUUCCUACCUCUUUUCCGAACCACUAUCAAGAAGACAUUAGCAACUUAGCCGCAGGAGUGGCAACAGGUGGAGCAUACUUUCAAGGACAACCAAGCUAUAACGUUCAGCCUUUGAAUUAUCACUUCUAUGCGCCAAUUGGUCCACACACGGAUAAUUUGACACCUUAUCAAAAAUCGAUUCACGACCUUUUCUUGUCCGACCGGCUUCGUGAGGAACUUCAAAGGAAAUCUGAAGCUUCUCAUCAAGUAAUGCUAAGUAAGUAUAGGAGACAGGAUGAUGAUUCCAGUACUAAUCCAAUUAGAUACCCUUCCAAAUAUUGGUACACCACCAAACUCAUACCAUUCCUUGGUCGCUUUGGAUACAGCUCAAAACAGGGCUAACAAUGUUUUUGGGUACAUAAGUUGGGUAUAUAAAGCGACGUCGGAAAAGAAUGGAAAGUAUUACUGUUUACGAAGACUGGAAGGUGAGGAAAAUUCAUCUAACGUUUAUAUGAAUUAACAUUUACCAUAUUUAGCAUAUACUCUCGCUAAUGAUAAAGCAAUUCGUGCUGUGAAGAAGUGGAAUGAAGUCAAUAGUGCUGGCGUAGUAUCGUUCAUUGAUGCUUUUACUACCAGACAAUUUAAGGAUAAUUCCUUGAUAAUUGUCACAAAUUAUCACCCGCUUUCAAAAACUCUUUUAGAGGUUCAUUUCUCGGCGACAACCACAAAUCGAUAUGGAUCUCGACUAAACCCCCGGAUACCUGAAGACACUCUUUGGGCAUACAUUGCACAAAUUACACUAGCCAUCAAGGCUGUACAUCAAGCCAACUUUGCUGUGCGAUGCAUGCAUUUGAGCAAAGUUAUCCUUACGGAGAAAAAUCGAAUACGUCUAAAUGCAUGUCCGAUAUUCGAUAUUAUCCAUUACGAAUAUCGACGCGACAUAAAGGAACUUCAAAGUGAAGACCUGUGCUUGUUUGGCGUACUCAUCUUAUCCUUAGCUACAGUUAAUACAAGCAUUACCCCCCAAACCACGGCUCAAGUCUUGAAAACCAACCUCGAAGGCCUCAGCAGAUUUUACUCGGUUGAGCUUAUCGACACAAUAAGAUGGCUUUUAACUACGCCUUCUACUACCGAACCUAAAGACCUGGAAACCUUCAUGCGAGGUAUCUCUGGCCGUAUGACGACUGCUCUCGACAGUUCCCUCCAAGCUCAUGACGAAAUAACGUCUGAACUUUAUCGCGAGCUUGAAAACGGUCGGCUCGUCCGCUUAAUGGCCAAGUUGGGCAACAUAAAUGAACGUCCCGAGUACGAUACCAAUGUUCAAUGGAGUGAAGUAGGUGAGCGAUACAUAUUGAAACUUUUUAGAGAUUACGUGUUCCAUCCGGUUGAUGCGGAUGGAAGACCCGUUACGGAUAUGGCGUGGAUACUGAAGUGUUUGAAUAAAUUGGAUGCGGGGAGUGAUGAGAAAAUUCAAUUGACGAGUAGGGAUGGAGAGAAUUGUUUUAUUGUUAGUUUUAAGGAUAUUAAGAAACAGGUUAAUGCUGCUUGGGGAGAUUUGCAGAAGCCAGGGAAGAGAUUUUAAGGGUUAGGUUGCGAUAGGUGGUUAAGAGGUGGGCGAUGGAAAUUGGAAAUAUAUGGUUGUCUUUAUCGACCUCGUUGAGAAGUUUUGAGGAUGGUCAAUAUUGAAAGGGUAUUGGUGAAAGGAGGGAAUAAUUUGGGAAGAGGAUAAGAGUAGAGAAAUGAAAUAAAGCUGAUGGAGAUGGAGAUGCACAGGAGAGUAUUGAAUUAGAAAAUUAUAUGUAGGAGAACAAUCAAGGAAAUUUACUUCUAUUGUAAGAGUUAGGUGAGUUUGUGGUGAAUAUUGAAUUUUGAGAG